This is a messenger RNA of Cydia pomonella (codling moth), 3959 nucleotides long. RefSeq names its product zinc finger protein 79. NCBI's taxonomy places the organism in Eukaryota, Metazoa, Arthropoda, Insecta, Lepidoptera, Tortricidae. Gene Ontology annotation, molecular function: RNA polymerase II cis-regulatory region sequence-specific DNA binding; chromatin insulator sequence binding; DNA-binding transcription factor activity. The record is from RefSeq and is a predicted model, not a curated record. The coding region runs from base 716 to 2362 and encodes 548 amino acids. The transcript is spliced from 4 exons. Gene Ontology annotation, cellular component: chromosome. Gene Ontology annotation, biological process: regulation of transcription by RNA polymerase II.
ACCAGAGAAAGCUUAUACGUUAGCUAAAAGUUGGCCCAAGAUAACUUGGCGUUUGCAAUGACAAAGUGUGGUAGUCAUCAUUAAUGUCUUUUACUUUUUAUCAAAAUAUGACGUUUAUAAUGACAAUCCCUCGCUCACUAUUUUGUACACAAACAACUCGCGCUACCGAAUCAUCAUUCAAUCAUUCGGACUAGAACGUGUAUUAAAGCAUUAUAGCAAACCAAAUAAACACCGACAUGCCCGACUGGUAUAGGUGGUUAUGAUUUUUAUUGAUUUUCUAUAAGAACUUAAUAAAUUUUAAAAUUAUAGAUUCAUAUUAGUAGCGCAUGCAUUUGGCGACCAGAGGGCCUACCGUGAACAUCGAAAAUGUUCACAUAUGCAAGAGCAAUACAAAGACCAUACAAAGACAGAUUCCGAUAUUCGCCGGUAGAUCCUAAGUCUCCAUGAUUGAGUAGAUAAAAUAAAAGAUAAUUUGACAACAAUUUUGGAAUCUUCAUUUAAUUCUGAAAGAACUCGAAAAAUAACUUUUAACGUCUGUUCUGAUAUAAAGCGUCACGCAUAAAUUUAUCAUAUGUACCAAACUUGAAAUGCGGCCAAAAGAAUAUGUGCGCUGUUUUCCCAAAAUAACUCAUUAGAAGUUUAGUUUCGCGCUGUCUAACGCGGCAUACUGCUGCCCCUGAACGAUAAAACGAAUAAAUCCGCAAUUAUCUGGACGAUGAGUGCAGAUGCAGCUUCAUUGCCCUGUCCGAUAUGUUCGCAAAGUGGUGUUUUCGAAUCAGUGCAAUUACUUAGGGACCGGUUAAUACAUGUGUCGACUAACAAAAUUGUAUGCCCCGUUUGUCAAGAAGAGGUUUGUGGACUAGACAAGUUGACUAUCCAUUUAUUCACUCAUGUAAAGUUAAUUAAUACAAGAGAUUUUAGCGAGAAAAAUAAUGCAUUUACGGAAAUCUGUAAAUCAAAUGCAAACAUUCCAGUGACCUCUACUAAUCAUAAGAAAUCUAGAAUGUCAACGGCUAAAAAUAAAUCAACAACAUCUGCGGAAAAUGCACCCGUGAAAUUCGUAAAGAUAUGUCCAAAGUUGCCAGUGAUGCCAGCCAUAACGGCGCCAGUGUUAUUAGACCCAUCACGCGAACCGGCUGAAGGUGGACUUCAAGAGACGGCUCUAAAUGUAUCAUAUAUUAAGAAGGAAAAGUCGAAGUUGCAAAUCAACACAACCUGUGAUAUUUGCGGUGUCCAAUUCGUGGACGAAAUUAUUCUGAGAAUGCAUCGAUGUCUUAUACACAAUAUAGAUGAUAAUUCUAAUCACAGCAUUUCAAAAUAUCAAUGUCAUCUAUGUCCAAAAAGCUUUAAGAUGAGGGGCUCCCUUAUGGUUCACUUGCGAGUAGCACAUUACGGAUUUCAAUCCGAUACCAGCAGCGCGAAAACCGACUCAGCAAACGAAGCUGGCUCCGGCAAUCAACAUUGCCCUGCCAACGAUAAACCCAGCAAUUACGAAAGGAAUGAUAAUAAACAAUGGCAGUGUGAUGUUUGUCGGAAAUGUUUUACUACAAAAUAUUUCCUGAAGAAGCAUAAGCGUCUUCACACAGGUGAAACGCCAUACGCCUGCUCGCAGUGCAACAAGACGUUCACAUUUCAACAGUCGUACCACAAGCACCUGCUGUACCACAACGACGAGAAGCCGCACUCGUGCGGUUACUGCGGCCGCGCCUUCAAGGAGCUCUCCACUCUGCACAACCAUCAGCGGAUCCACACCGGCGAGAAGCCUUUCUCUUGCGAGACAUGUGGUAAAUGUUUUCGACAACGAGUAUCCUACCUCGUACAUCGACGCAUUCACACUGGUGUAAUGCCAUACAAAUGUACAGCCUGUGACAAAAGUUUUCGCUAUAAAGUAUCCCAGAGAACUCAUAAAUGCCAAGCCCAGCCACCGGGCACGGUAGUACGACAGAGUGGUGACCUAGUAGAAAAAUUGAAAAGAAAACAUCCUGAACCAUACACAUCCUCUUCAGAGCUGCCAAAAGAAAGUUAUGAAAAUGUGAAAUACCACCAAGUUUCGGAAGCAAACGCAGAAUUAGUACGGACGGGGGCAAAGCUUUCGUUAGAAGAUACAGAAACUGAUAAUUUUACUCUAAUCGCCGAAGCAUUCAAUGAUAAUAUAAAGAAUUCUACGAAACAGGUAAUUGAUGAGGACAAUAUAAUGUUACCUGAAUCCAACAGUCCUGUAAUAGACAAAAAUAUUCCUUCGCCGUCAGAAACUCUCAAGAACUUAUGUUUGUCUAAAGAAGACGAUUAUAAUAGAGUUGAGCAAGAUAAAUAUGAAGUAGGGGAGUAUUCUAUGUAUAAAGAGUUUAACUUAUUCUUGUAAUGUACUUAAUAGAAUGCAUUUCUAACAGGGAACCUACCUCAAUCGAUUUGUUUUUGUUGCCCAACGACGUUGGAAGUAUUGAAGUCAGCAAUAUUAAGAGAUGGCGUACAUUACUUAUUCUCUUUUGUAUUUCAAGAUAUAAUCAGUAUAAUCAUCCACCGCAUCUCCUAAAUACAGCUUUUCGUAUUUUCCAGUCCGCUAGCCUUACGUUUUGGUACAUUCAAGCGGCCGCUAACGGCCGCUAUGAGGCUGUGGGUGGUCACGUUUUUUUAUUUGUAGUCUGCUUCUUUCACACUCCUGAAAUGUUUAUAUACGUGAUGGCUUCCCUUUUGCAUACUUCAGUUACCUCUACUUAAGCGUAGCGUCACUUUAGACCUGAGGAACAAACACGUGUGUCAAAAGAAAUGCAUAGCGCUAUGUGCACGACAAUUACGCAACCUAAGCCCUGUAUCUUUAGGUAUUCAAAUAAAAUUAAACAAAAUCUACCCUCAAAUGGCUCCUUAAGCCAGUUGAGGGUAAAUGAAGACAUUACAUGAUCGAAUAAUGUAGGUUAAAGUCAGGUCGUCCAGUGACAGAUCCAGGCGGUUUUGUAUUUGGUUGGUUAACCAAUAAACGUUGUAAGUACCCGAAAAUGACAAAUUGUUUAUUUACUUUUAUUUAAAUACCUAAAGAUACAGAGUACUUAUAGCAGUCUCAAAUCUAGGGGAAAACGUCAAUUGACUACAUCUUAUAAAACGACUCCAAAACUAAAAGCUACUGAACAGAUUUUCAUACGACUUUCCUCUAUCAAUAGAGUAAUUCUUGAGGCAGCUUUAGGUAUAGAAUUUGUUAAGGUUUUGUGUAAAUUGGUUGAAAUAUAACGUUGUUUUCGGAAAAAAAUCACGCUGGCUAGCUUUAAUCGAAAACGCUGCCUAAUCCGUUUGAGCUAUUAACAACACGAUGUAUGGUGGGGUUGUUUAUCUUUUAUGAAUCUACAAAAACGUCCGCGAUGUUGAAUGUCUAUCUUUUAAGGAUAACUUACUAUACCCAUUCUUAACUUCUAGAAAAAUAUCACAUAAUAAGUGGCAUUCGCAAAGCUAUUUACACGGAUAGGGAGCGUGCAUGAACUAUAGGAGGCAGCACUGGAGCCGUCAGAUUUUUGGCGCGAGGCGUAAAUGUGAUGUUUAUUGUUCCGAUGUAGCCUACAAGAUGGCAGAACCUACUAUGCACAAGAAAACACGUGACGUGUAAAUGUACACGUUUAUGGUUCCGAUUCAGGACACAAGAUGGCAGACCCUCCAACGCGCACGGUCCCUAUAGUGUUGAUAAUUAUCAAAUUAAAUACCUUAGUUACCUUACUAACCAUGUAAAUGUACUUUAUGUACUGCCAUCUUUCGGCACAUAAUUAAAAUCUUUAGAACGCCAUUUGAUUUUGAUUCUUAUUAUGUGACUGAUAUGUGUAAAAUUUGUUAAAUGUCAAAAAGUUGGGCCAUCUAGUGCAUAGUGCCUCUACCUUCCAUAGUGCAUACGCCAAAAUUUUCGAGCGAUGGCGCCAUAACCAUAUAAUAAUAAUAAUAAAUUGGUAUCGAAAUUAAGAAUAAAGUUUAUGUAGCAAAUA